ACGGAUUUGACCGAAGAAACGUGCAGUCGAACGGCGUUCUGCAGCUGCCAAAAAGAAGGACAUCAUGGACAAUGUGACUCUUCGUUCGUCGGCCGAACUAGUGGCCCGAUUCACACCGUACGAUUAUGCUGUGUUCGUUUGCGCUCUACUGGGCUCGGGCGCGAUCGGCCUGUACCAGGCUUUUGCCGGCGGUUCCGGAGGCAGUCAGUCCCUGCAGGAAAUGCUGACCGGUGGCCGACAACUGCCCCCCGUGCCCGUCGGUACGUCGCUUAUGGCGAGCUUCAUAUCGGCGGCCUAUCUACUCGGCAACGCAUCCGAGAUCUACACUGACGGCACCAUGUACUUCAUGGUGUUCCUUUCGUACUUUCUGGUGAUUCCGGUCACGGCGCAUCUGUACAUGCCUGUCUACUAUAACCUCAACGUGUGCACUGCCUACGAGUACCUGGAGCUGAGGUUCAACCGACCUAUAAGGUUCAUCGCGGUGGCGAUGUUCACUGUACAAAUGGUAAGCCCGGCUCUCUACUUGAGCGUCUCCCUCUACGCUCCAGCCCUGGCGCUAUCGAAAGUGAUGGGAAUGCCAUUGUGGGCAGCAGUGGCUCUGAUCGGAAUCGUUUGCACAGUCUAUACCAGCAUUGGCGGCAUCAAAGCAGUGGUUUACACAGACACCUUCCAGUGCGUCGUCAUGGUCAUCGCCUUCAUUGUGGUGGUCAGUAUGGGCUUCCAGGAAGUCGGAGGAUUCGAGAAUGCCUGGAACAUCGCCAAGCAGGGAGGACGCGUCGUGUUCAACAGUGCGAGCUCCAAGCUGAACGUCCGCCAUACCAUCUGGGGUCUCAUAAUCGGCGCUUGGUUCGCCAACUCUGCCAGCUACACCACGAACCAGAUGAUGGUGCUACGCUACCUGACCGUAAAAACUCUCACCAGGGCGAAAAUAGUGGUGUGGCUGAACCUGCCGUAUUUGUGUCUAAUCCUGCUGCUGAGCUGCCUCAGUGGUCUGAUGAUAUACGCUCGCUACGCCACCUGCGACCCUCUGCUGACGAAAAGGAUCGACACUACCGAUCAGCUGCUGCCAUACUUUGUGAUGGAUGUACUCGCUGAUACUACCGGGGUGGCUGGCGUGUUCGUGACGGGAAUUUUCAUGGCAUCACUUAGCUCCGUAUCUUCUGGAAUCAAUGCAUUGGCCACUGUUUUCUACGUGGAUGUCAUUGCAAUUCUCCGGCCAGGCAUCAAAGAAUCCACAGGCUCCCAUAUUAUGGUAGCCCUGGGUGUGUUCUUCGGGAUACUGUCCAUAGCAUUGGUCGCAGUGGCCGAGCAGUUGGGAGACGUUCUUGCGGCACAGUCGGCGAUCAACAGCGGACUUGGGGGCCCACUGCUCGGCCUCUUCUCCAUGGGUGUAUUCAUUCCGCAUGUCUCAUCGAAGGGCGCCAUGUUAGGCCUUCUGACGUCAUUGGGCAUCUCCCUGUGGAUAAGCAUUGGAAGCCUGGUCAAUUCACCCACCUACCCGUCGCCGCCGCUCUCAGUGGACGGCUGCCCCGCGCUGUACCGAAACGUCACCAACAGCUCCGAGCCCUACAUACACCCAAUCAUUACCGAAGAGAACGUCGGUGACGGCGUCUACUCGCUGUCCUACCUGUGGCAAACGUUGGUGGCGUUCCUCGUAAGCUUCGUGGUCGGCAUUCCUGCCAGCUUCUAUGCAACUGCAAACGAUCCCAAGAAAAUGAACCCCAAACUGAUUUGCCCCAUCGUGGACGUCCUGUUUCCGUACCUUCCGGACCGAUUCAGAAGACCUUUCAGGUUCAACCUGGGAGAGGAUUACGUUGCGCCUCAGCUUGAGCAGCAGAGCCAACGCAGAAGUCAGUCACAAACCAGCGUCAAGACGACUGUACCACCGAUUGACCGGGACCCAAAGAUACUGGGCCAGAACGUGUCCUACAUCCAGGCGCUCACGGAGAAGCUCUUCCCGGGCGCUGCCUUCCAUCCCGAGGAGCCUCUUCGCUAUGACUCGACAUUCACUGCGAGCUCACCGUUCCCGCCUCCAACCGAGGACGUGUCCCAGCCACCGCCAUUUCUGCCUCAAGUCCCCCGAAGAAGGCACUCCAGUUACCGUAGUAGUAAAAACGAAUCCUCGAGGAUGUAGGCACAUCCCUUUGCUGAACGGCUUGCGAGAGAGAAGGUAUAAUUAA
Rhipicephalus sanguineus (brown dog tick) is the source of this 2180-nucleotide messenger RNA. RefSeq names its product sodium-coupled monocarboxylate transporter 1. NCBI's taxonomy places the organism in Eukaryota, Metazoa, Arthropoda, Arachnida, Ixodida, Ixodidae. The coding region runs from base 65 to 2134 and encodes 689 amino acids. Gene Ontology annotation, cellular component: membrane. Gene Ontology annotation, biological process: transmembrane transport; sodium ion transport. The transcript is spliced from 16 exons. Gene Ontology annotation, molecular function: symporter activity. The record is from RefSeq and is a predicted model, not a curated record.